Molecule: messenger RNA, 2335 nt
Organism: Chenopodium quinoa (quinoa)
Lineage: Eukaryota; Viridiplantae; Streptophyta; Magnoliopsida; Caryophyllales; Amaranthaceae
Product: primary amine oxidase 1-like
Exons: 4
Coding region: 4-1956 (650 amino acids)
Biological process (GO): amine metabolic process
Molecular function (GO): copper ion binding; quinone binding; primary methylamine oxidase activity
Source: RefSeq, a predicted model, not a curated record
UUCAUGAAUUCCACAAUAAUCUUAGUAUUAUCAUUCUUUGUUGCAUUAAAUUUCUCGAAUACUCAAAGUUUUCAGCACCCUUUAGACCCUUUAAGCCCUAAAGAGAUCAACGAAAUACGAGCCAUUAUCGAGAAAUCCCAUCUCAAAACCCUUACAAAUUUAACAUACCACUUUGUGGAUUUUGAUGAGCCAGAUAAGAAUGAUGUGCUACAUUGGCUAUCAUCAUCAAAUAGACAACCAAAAUCUUUUCCUCGUCGAGCUAAGGUGGUGGUCAUAGGUGGGAAACAAACACGUGAACUCAUAGUAGACUUAUCGAAAAGGUCGAUUGUGUUAGACCAUGUUUACAAAGGUCAUGGUUACCCCCCACUUACAUUUGAAGAGUUGUUACAAGCAAGUUUACUUACACAAAAAGACCCUCGAUUUUUAACUUCACUUUCAAAAAGAAAUUUAAAAAGUUCUCAAGUUUCAUGCUUACCUCUUACAAAAGGUUGGUUUGGAGAACAUGUUUCUAAAAGGGCAGUUAAAAUCACAUGUUUCUAUAGAAAUGGGACUACUAACAUAUAUGCACGACCAAUUAAUGGGAUAACAAUAAUAUUUGAUCUCCAACUAAUGAAGGUGACAACAUACAUGGACCGGUACAGAACCCCAUUGCCUAAGGCCGAAGGAACCGAGUUUCAUUCACGGCCACUACAACCCGGCCCGAGUUUCCCUAACACAACAAACAGCAAGUUGAACAUACAAGGUAAUGUUGUUACAUGGGGUGAUUGGAAAUUUCACGUCGCAUUUAAUUCAAGAGCAGGGGUAAUUAUAUCUACUGCUUCAAUAUUCGAUUCAAAAGAGAAUAAGUACAGGAGGGUUUUAUAUAGAGGGCAUGUUUCGGAGACGUUUGUACCGUACAUGGAUCCUACAGAAGAUUGGUAUUAUAGGACGUUCAUGGAUGUAGGCGAAUUCGGGUUCGGGAAGGCAGCAGAUAGCCUUCAACCCCUUGUUGAUUGUCCAGGGAAUGCGAGGUUUAUGGAUGGAUAUUUGAUUGAUGGUUUUGGAAUGCCUAAUUUGCUUCCUAGAGCUAUUUGUAUUUUUGAAAAAUAUUCUGGUGAUGUUGCUUGGAGACAUACUGAGAUUGGUGUUCCUGGAAGAGUGAUAAGAGAUGGAGAGCCAGAAGUUACACUAGUUGUGAGAAUGAUAGCUACCGUGGGGAAUUAUGACUACAUUCUUGAUUGGGAAUUUAGACAAACUGGAUCUAUUACAGUUGGGGUUGGACUAACCGGAGUUCUAGAAAUGAAAGCAACAUCCUACACAUCAACAGACCAAAUCACGGAAGAAGUGUAUGGCACCAUGGUGGCACCCAAUACAAUUGCCAUCAACCACGACCAUUUCCUCACGUACUAUCUCGACCUCGACAUAGACGGCAAUAACAACUCCUUCAUGAAAUCAUCGUUACAGUCAAAGAGAGUUAAGAGGAUGACCACCCCUAGGAAAAGUUACUGGAGGGUUAAGAAGAAAAUCUUGAAAAGAGAAGCUGAGGCUAGGAUACGACUCGACUCGAAACCAGCUCAACUAAUGGUGGUGAACUCUAACAAGAAAACGAAUGUAGGAAACAUAGUUGGUUACCAGCUUGUAACGGGGCAAUCGGCUUAUUCUUUAUUAGCGAAUGAUGAUUAUCCUCAAAUACGUACGGCUUAUACAAAGUAUCAAAUUUGGGUGACACCCUAUGAUAAGUCUGAAAGAUGGGCUGGUGGAUUUUAUGCUGAUCAAAGUCAUGGAGAUGAUGGCUUAACCGUAUGGACGCGCAGGAAUAGAAAGAUAGAAAACAAAGACAUUGUGUUGUGGUAUACAAUGGGAUUUCAUCAUGUUCCUUGCCAAGAAGAUUUUCCUAUUAUGGCCACUCUACGAAGCAGUUUCGAGCUCAAACCAACCAACUUUUUCGACCAAAAUCCAAUCACUUAUAAGUCAUGAUCAAACAUAAUCGUAUUUGGAUAAAUAAUGUCAUAAAACUUAUGGCAUGGGAUAUCAGAUACCUUUGAAGCAUUCAACCUGAUUCCAGUAUUGGAGGGUCGAAAUUUCAAUAUUGCAACAUACACAAGGCUAAUCGCCAACGAGUUCAAUGGGCGCAUGAGAUUGUUUAAGGAGUGUCGAAAAAUAGUGGGUUGCUUUAAUUUAUUAACAAUACUUUGUAAUUUCUCUUUGAGCAUAUGUUGAAAAAUAAAUAAUUAAAUAAAGUUCAAACGUAUGUGACGAACGAAAGCUAAACCUAGUUUAUUAAUAUGUUGUAUGCUAUUCACUUGAAUUAUGCAUUAGAAGGUGUACAACAAAGCAAUAUAUGCAUUAAUUUAAC